Messenger RNA from Echinops telfairi (small Madagascar hedgehog), 1927 nucleotides. It is a transcript of the gene METTL2A, whose product is annotated as methyltransferase 2A, methylcytidine. The coding region runs from base 1 to 1137 and encodes 378 amino acids. Gene Ontology annotation, molecular function: tRNA (cytidine-N3)-methyltransferase activity. NCBI's taxonomy places the organism in Eukaryota, Metazoa, Chordata, Mammalia, Afrosoricida, Tenrecidae. The transcript is spliced from 9 exons. The record is from RefSeq and is a predicted model, not a curated record.
AUGGCGCGCCCCCAUCCUGAAGGCGUGCACGCCGUUCCCAAUGGGAAGAGGGAGCAAUUUGGGAGCCGGUUCUUGAGCGACCCAACGCGCGUCUUCCAGCACAACGCUUGGGACAAUGUCCAGUGGUCGGAAGAGCAGGCCGCGGCGGCAGAGAAGAAAGUGCAGGAGAACAGUGCCCAGCGAGUGCCCCAGGAGAAGCAAGUUGAUUACGAGCUCAAUGCCCGCAAAUACUGGGAUGACUUCUACAAGAUCCACGAAGAUGGGUUUUUCAAGGAUAGACACUGGCUUUUUACCGAGUUCCCAGAGCUGGCACCCAGCCCAAACCAAAAUCACCCGAAGAGCCUGCCCUCAGAGGCCAAGCGGAGGGAGACCCUGGAGUGUGACCGCAGUGAGGACGGACCUGGUUUAGCAGUAGAACAGGACAUGUGUCUGUCGAACCGGGUGGCAGAGAAAACGGGGGCACCUUCUGUGGAGCAAAGUGUCACCCAGAAGCCCAGUCACCUGGAACAGGGUGCUGCCGAGUUUCCUGGAUCCUCGGCCACCUACCGAAUACUCGAGGUUGGAUGCGGUGUGGGAAACACAGUCUUUCCAAUUUUACAAACUAACAAUGACCCGGGGCUCUUCGUUUACUGCUGCGACUUUUCAUCGGCAGCUGUGGAGCUGGUCCAGACAAAUCCGGAGUAUGACCCUUCUCGGUGCCUGGCCUUUGUGCACGACCUGUGUGAUGAAGAGCAGAGCUACCCGGUGCCCAGCGACAGUCUCGAUGUCAUCGUCCUCAUAUUUGUUCUCUCGGCAAUUGUUCCAGACAAGAUGCAGAAGGCUAUCAGCAGGCUGAGCCAGCUUCUGAGGCCGGGGGGCAUGAUGCUGCUGCGUGACUACGGCCGCUAUGACAUGGCGCAGCUUCGCUUCCGGAAAGGUCAGUGUCUGUCAGAACAUUUCUAUGUGAGAGGUGACGGCACCCGAGUCUACUUCUUCACACAAGAUGAACUGGACACCCUUUUCACUGCUGCCGGGCUGGAGAAAGUUCAGAACCUGGUUGACCGCCGGCUGCAAGUCAACCGGGGGAAGCAGCUGACCAUGUACCGAGUCUGGAUUCAGUGCAAAUAUCGCAAGCCUCUGUUGUCCGGCACCGGCUGAGAGGCACCGGCUGAGAGGCACCGGCUCCCCUCCACAUGGGCUGGGGCGUCCCGCCUGCAGCAGACAUCCACAAGCCACGUCACGUUAGUGGCGAGCCAACCAAGGACUCCAGCAGCCUUCGCGAACCUCGGGGACGUUACUUUUUAUCCAGAUUCUAACAGUUCAACUGCUUUUUAUGUGUGACGCUCUUUAAUACAUCCUUUUUCAGAGACUGUCUCCCCAUUCUAAUGAGAACUUUUAUCUGUGGGACUCUUAACGUUAGAGAGCCUCGAGACUCUGUCCCCAUGUAAGUGUGUUGUAGAUGAUAAUAAAGUGGUUGGAAUGUUCGUUGUGCUACUACGGUAUUUGGAGUUCACGUACUUCGGCUAGGUAAAUGCGAAGAUGAAUAGUUUCAUAACUAACAUAGGAGGCUCGAGGGGGAAGAACUGUAUCCCUGUAUGAAGGUUUACUUGACUCAGAAAGCCCCUAAAGAGCUUCAAAAUGGGGUUUCCACUGAAGGACGGGGUCCUGGUCUCCACUUAAGGCCAUAGAUGUUUCUAAGCACACUCCCCCGAAGCACCUAGUGAAUAGAGAGAUUCUUCGGUACUGCUUUUUAAAUGCUCUUUUUCGGUUGGUGCCCUUAACUGUUGGAUACAAAGACUUUAAGGGACUUAAUUUUAGCUGCACUGCGUCACUGUGACCACUGGUCACCCUGCUACACUUUGAUGUCCUGUCUUUUUCAGUUGCCACCUUUUUGUUUCUGUUGGUGUGAUCUUUAUUUUAGCAAAUACAUUUUUGCUACAUUCCUGUA